Molecule: messenger RNA, 1128 nt
Organism: Pedinophyceae sp. YPF-701
Lineage: Eukaryota; Viridiplantae; Chlorophyta; Pedinophyceae
Source: the annotation of a GenBank genome assembly
AUGGACAGCAGCGCCCACGAGAGCGACUACGUGCGCACGGCGAGCCGCGUGCGCGCGGGUGCGGCGAUGGCUGGCCUGUACGGGAGCAACGGCGACGCAGCUCCCUCCGACGCGCCGAGCUCGCCGUCCAGCCCGCAGCCGUCUUCCGGCUCGGCAGCGCUGCCCGUCAGCAGGAGCCCCGCGCAGCCCCCGAGCCCCGCCAGCUCGCUGCCCUUUCGGGCCAACAGCAGACACGGGCGCGGCACGUCGGGCAACGCCCCCGAGAUCCAGCCCGUGCGCCCGGCGGCCAGCACGCGCGAAUUCGCGUUCGAGCCGCAGGCCCUGGGCGUCGUGACGGCGCUGUCGGACCUCGUCGCGGGCGCGGCGAAGGCGGACGGCGCGCUGCAAGCGUCGACCAAACAGAUGGCGGAUCGCUGCGUCGAUGCGAUUUUCAGCACCGCCGACCUGCCCACGCACGAGCGCCUGCGCAGCUUCCUUGGCGUGCUCCACGGGGCGCUCGCGCCGAUGGUGCCGACACCCUCGCCCGCGGCUCCCGUGGCGAUUCAACCCCCCCCCGCUGACAACCCCUUCGGCUCGCCGGUGCCGUCGCUCUCGCCGAACGGCCACAAGCCAACGUGGUCCAACCCCUUCGACGACCCGCCGGAAGGCCGUCCCGUUCCCGACGCUUCGCGAGCGAUGGCCGCAGCACCGUCGCCUGACGUCAGGUCCCCCGGCGCCGACAGCGCCGGUGCCGCCGCGGCGCAGCUCCGCGGGAGCGCGGACACCCCGGCGUCUCCGGUCGGCCCCGCCGCGCUGCCGCGCACGCAGUCUCGCGGACAGCGCGGCGGCCACCAGCGCGGCAUGCCCUCUGACGCUCCGUCAGACGCCGUGAGCAGCUACGAGGGCACGUUCGUCGAACACCACGACAUCUCGUACCAGCUCGAUCUGGGCCUCGGGGCGACUCCUGAUGACUCAGGGCUGCUUGAGGCGGACGACGAGGUGCACGGGGCCGCGCAACACGCCGACAGCAGUGUUGCGCUGCGCAUGAGUCAGGGCGGGGAGACGCGGGGGAGGGUGUCGGGCGGGCUGCUGGACAUGCAGCGCGUCGAUGAGAGGUUCGAGGAGAUCGAUCUGUCAGGGAACGGCUGA